ACUUAUUUCUCCUUUCACUAGCUUCAACAAUGGAAAACCUUUCCACAACACCACCAAUAUAACUAAAUGAGUCACAGAAAGUAACCUUCAGAGCCAGUGUGCUAAAGCUUUACUUUAACUAUUUUAAUUACUUUGCUUUUUUUGGGGGGGUGGUAAAUGCAGUCAUAGUGCUUAACCUUUACGCUGAGAAGCUUCAGGAAUUCUGCUAAUAACCAAGAGGAGCUAAAAGAAGCUAGUCCUGGCCUCUUUAAGUUUGAUCGUCUCACUGAUUGGUCUGCAGUAUGGCCACGCCCCUUGGCAGCAUUUGUUGUUGAUGGUGUUGUUAGGCAACAUAAAGAGGCAGCAGACAUGGCAGAGGGCAUUCAGAGAGCAGACAUCUCAGCAUCUGAUGUUCACAGUCUCCACAAGAGGGUCAAAGAUGCUUUCCAAGCAUUUGACUAUGAAAUGAACAACACAGUGGAUGUCAGGGAAAUUACAACUAUCAUCUAUUCACUUGGUUGCUUUCCUUCGCAAAAAGACAUACAUGAAUUUAUAGCAGAGCUAGAAGAGGACCAUACAGGAAGUGUCCAUCUGGACAAGUUUCUCCCAGUCAUGACCAAUGUGCUGAUGGAGCACAAGUUUCCUUCCAUCCCUGAGGAUGUGUUGAUUCAAGCCUUUGAGGUUCUGGACAAAGACAGCAAGGGAUACUUGGAUUCUGAAGAGAUGGUGGAGUUGAUGACAAAGGAAGGAGAAAGUUUCACUCAGGAUGAGAUGACAGAAAUGCUGAUGGCACUUGCUGACCAUGAGAGGAGAAUCUAUUACAAAGAUAUCAUUUGCCAGUUGACAUUUGACCAAGAAAUAUAAAUGGUGUGACAGUCUUUAUGUUUUAUAACUAUGUAAAAUAACGGAAUAGCCAGAAGAAGUUUAAUAGUAACAAAAUCAUGUCAAUCAGGUUGAUAUCGGAAUUUGAAAUUAAGUGUUUGGACAAUAUCAGCAGUAGGAUAUUAGCUAGUACCGGUAGUUAAUAUCGGACAUCCCUACUUAAACCAUUCACUGCAUAUUCCAUAUAAAAUUGUAUGAAAUUACACUUUACAGUAUUCUAAUUACUGUUUUUGCUAUUGUAAUCCUGUACUUUACUCAUUACUUGAUAAAAGUCAUUUGUAGAGCGCACAGCAUUUGGGGGAACCCAGGCUUUGCAUUAUGGGGUUUUCAUUACUGGACAAAAAAA
Messenger RNA from Cynoglossus semilaevis (tongue sole), 1207 nucleotides. Its product is annotated as dynein regulatory complex protein 8-like. The transcript is spliced from 7 exons. Gene Ontology annotation, molecular function: calcium ion binding. Bases 349 to 843 code for a protein of 164 amino acids. Lineage: Eukaryota; Metazoa; Chordata; Actinopteri; Pleuronectiformes; Cynoglossidae. The record is from RefSeq and is a predicted model, not a curated record.